Messenger RNA from Lolium perenne, 923 nucleotides. Its product is annotated as probable 3-beta-hydroxysteroid-Delta(8),Delta(7)-isomerase. Lineage: Eukaryota; Viridiplantae; Streptophyta; Magnoliopsida; Poales; Poaceae. Gene Ontology annotation, biological process: sterol biosynthetic process. Gene Ontology annotation, molecular function: C-8 sterol isomerase activity; steroid Delta-isomerase activity; cholestenol delta-isomerase activity. The record is from RefSeq and is a predicted model, not a curated record. Gene Ontology annotation, cellular component: membrane; endoplasmic reticulum.
ACGACGAUCCCAUCCAUAGAGUUCAGUUCGUUGACUACUAGCUCAAGCUCCAGCAGAGGCAAUGGCUGCCCAUCCUUACUCGCCGGCAAGCGUGGACCUCCCGGGCUAUGUGCCGCAGCGCCUCUCCCAGCUCGAGAUCGUCGGGCCCUACCUCGGCACCUCCCUCUUCGUUGUCCUCGCCGUCUGGCUCCUCUCCGGGAGAUGCAGCAGACUGUCGAAGGUCGACAGGCUGCUCAUGUGCUGGUGGGUGUUCACCGGACUGACCCACCUCGUCGUCGAGGGGUCCUUCGUCUUCACCCCUGAUUUCUUCUCCAAAGAGAACCCAAGUUACUUCGACGAAGCCAUGAAGGAGUACAGCAAGGGUGACUCCAGGUACGUUGGGAGGGACACCGCCACCGUCACCCUCGAAGCCAUCACGGUUCUGUUGGAAGGCCCUGGAUCGCUGCUUGCAGUCUAUGCUAUUGCAUCCCAGAAGUCAUAUAGCCAUAUCCUCCAGUUCACCGUGUGUCUGGGCCAGCUCUAUGGAUGCAUUGUCUACUUUGCUACCGCCUAUUUGGAUGGCUUCAACUUCUGGGCCAGUCCAUUCUACUUCUGGGCAUACUUUGUUGGAGCGAACAGUUCAUGGGUUGUGAUACCGUUGCUUAUCGCCAGAAGGAGCUGGAAGAAGAUCUGUGCUGCGAUUCAUCAAACGGAGAAGGUCAAGACUAAGUAGUGCCAGCAAUAGACUGAGUUUUGGCUGCAACCAGGACACACUGCGCAACUUUGCUUACGACAUUAAAUUUGGUGUGUUUUUUCUAUACGACUCCUUGCGUUUUAGUUUGGUAAUUUAUGAUGACAAGUUACACACCCAGAAAACUGAGACCGGAGAGCAAACAAAUCUACUCUUCCGGGGAUAAAACUAAAUAAUUUUCAUUUUUUCCAUC